GUGUCCUCUCCCACACUAAAACCCUAAUCAAACCCUCAAAAGAGUCAUCAAACAAGAUGUCUUGUAUUCGUCUCAGCCAACUCCGUCGCUUUUCGACCACCACCAAUGCAGUCGCCGCCGUUCACUUGUCCUCCAUUUCAGUUUCUCAAGCCAAAAACAAACUACGCACCGAAUACGACCCUGACAAAGCCCUCGAAAUCUACUCUUCCGUUUCCAAAAACUACUCUUCCCCUGCUUCUUCCCGCUACGCUCAAGACCUCACCGUCCGCCGCCUCGCCAAUUCCCGCCGUUUCUCCGAGAUCGAAUCCUUUCUCGAGUCGCACAAAACCGACCCCAAGAUUUCUCAGGAGCCUUUCCACUCUACUCUCAUCAGGUCUUAUGGGAUCGCUGGCAUGUUAGAUCAUGCCAUCAAAACUUUCCAUCAAAUGGAUCAAUUUGGUACCCCAAGAUCAACAAUUUCUUUCAACACCUUGCUCUCGGCCUGUAAUCACUCAAAGCAGUUUGAUAAAGUCCCCCAACUGUUCGACGAAAUUCCCAAGAAAUACAAUGGUGUUUCACCAGACAAGGUUUCCUAUGGGAUUUUAAUUAAAGCUUAUUGCGAAGCGGGUCAUCCUGAUAAAGGGCUCGAGGUUUUAAGAGAAAUGGAAAGGAAAAGCGUUGAGGUAACUACAGUUACCUUUACAACAAUUUUAAAUGGUUUGUACAAGAAGGGAAAAACUAAAGAAGCUGAGAAGUUAUGGAUGGAGAUGAUGAAGACUGGUUGUGAAUUAGAUGUUGCUGCCUACAACGUUCGGAUUUCGAACUUUCAAGACGGGGAUCCGGAGAAAAUGAAGGAACUGAUUGAUGAAAUGAGCAGCCUGGGUUUGAAACCGGAUACCAUCAGUCAUAAUUAUCUAAUGACUUGUUAUUUUAAGAGAGGCAUGUUAGAUGAAGCUAAGAAGGUUUAUGAAAGAUUGGAAAGUAAUGGGUGCAACCCUAAUGCGGCUACCUUUAGGACUAUGGUGUUUUAUUUGUGCUUAAAUGGGUUGUAUGAGCAAGGUUAUAGGGUGCUCAAAGAGAGUGUAAGGUUAAAUAAGAUUCCAGAUUUUAACACAUUGAAGCCUUUGGCGGAGGGACUGGUGAAGAAAAAGAAGAUCAAGGACGCAAAAGGGUUAAUCAGGACGGUAAAGAAGAAUUUUCCUCCGAACUUCUUGAAUGCCUGGACCAAGCUCGAGAAAGAACUUCGUUUGGUUUCUUGUAGUGAUGCUAAUGCUGAAGUUCAAGAGGCCAAAGAAUCUACGGGUUAGAAGUGUGAUUGUAGCUGUUAUUUGCUGGUGGUUUAUUUAUAUGCUAAUUUCAGGUAAAACAACCAUAAAAGAAACUUGUAUGGAGAUAGUUUUGCAAAUGCCAAAUCUGCUUUAUUUUCAA
Messenger RNA from Hibiscus syriacus, 1407 nucleotides. RefSeq names its product pentatricopeptide repeat-containing protein At4g36680, mitochondrial-like. The transcript has a single exon. The record is from RefSeq and is a predicted model, not a curated record. Lineage: Eukaryota; Viridiplantae; Streptophyta; Magnoliopsida; Malvales; Malvaceae. Gene Ontology annotation, molecular function: protein binding. Bases 57 to 1286 code for a protein of 409 amino acids.